UAUCACCAGCGAAGAAUACUACCUCGACAUCUCCGAAGACAUAUAUAAUAGAUGGAUCAUGGCUUGAUCACCUGAAAAUAUACAGCAAAUUCCAUCUUCGGAUUUUUAAUUUAAAGAUCAUAUAUCAAAAUCAAUAUUAUUGUAACGCAUUCUCCUUUUAACCAUGACAGACAAAACAACCUCUAUGGCCGACCACCUGGGCGCUAAGAAGUCCACCAACGCCACCCCGCAACAGAACCCCUCGAUCAUAUCUUCCGAGGGUGCUAUUGGCAAGCCGUUCAAUCCAGAAGGUGCUAUUGGCAAGAUAGGGGAGAAGAUCGGAGGUCCGCUGAGUAAAGAUGGUAUGGUUGGUUCACAGUUUGAUGCAAGUAAGGAUGGAAUUGCAGGACAUGUGGAAAGAGCCGUCGAUGGGCCACGCAACCCUAGCGGUAGUGCUGGAAAGCAAUGAGUGAACUCGGGUUCGGUAAUUAAAGGUCUACUCAAUAAGAAGCUAGUGACAGCCUGAAAUGACACUGUACCAGUUCUUUAAGCAGGCCAUAUUUACCAUGGCGAUAAAGUGUUGUCUCGUGACAAUAUGUUUUCGAUAUAGUAGUAUAUGUGUAUAUAUGGUUCGUGUUU
Xylaria bambusicola is the source of this 618-nucleotide messenger RNA. RefSeq lists its product as uncharacterized. The record is from RefSeq and is a predicted model, not a curated record. Bases 164 to 448 code for a protein of 94 amino acids. NCBI's taxonomy places the organism in Eukaryota, Fungi, Ascomycota, Sordariomycetes, Xylariales, Xylariaceae. The transcript is spliced from 2 exons.